Lasiodiplodia theobromae is the source of this 1929-nucleotide messenger RNA. RefSeq lists its product as uncharacterized. The transcript is spliced from 3 exons. The record is from RefSeq and is a predicted model, not a curated record. NCBI's taxonomy places the organism in Eukaryota, Fungi, Ascomycota, Dothideomycetes, Botryosphaeriales, Botryosphaeriaceae. Bases 1 to 1929 code for a protein of 642 amino acids.
AUGGCCGACGACAACCAAGCUCGCUCGCAGGAGCAGCAGCUGCCGCCCGACCAGCAGGGCUCCGGGGCCAAGGUGCCUGCCCCCAAGGACAAGAACUGCCCCUUCUGCCACCAGGCCUUCACCUCGUCCUCGCUCGGCCGCCAUCUCGACCUCUACAUCAAGCCGAAGAACCCCAAAGCCCCCGACGGCAUCCACAAUGUCGACGAGAUCCGCAGGAUGCGCGGCGGCAUCACUCGCCGCCAGGCUCGCAAUUCGCUCGCCAAAAAGGGGGACUCGAGCGGCGGCUCGACGCCCGUCUCCUCGCAGCAGCAGCAGCCGCCUCCGCCACCGCCCACCGCCCCGCAGCAGGUACCCGUCGCGUCGCAGCAGCAGCAGCAGCAGCAAGCUCCCCAGCAGGGCCACCAGCACAAUCCGUCUGUGAGUGCUGUGUCGGCCGACACGGCUUCUCCGGUUAUCACGCAGAGCCCCACGCUGAACAUGCCCGCGUCUGGCCAAAAGCUGCGCUUCCAGUUCAACCAGCCGUCGUGGACCUCGACCGGCGUCAUUAACAACCUGCCCCCGCGCGCGAGCGUCAGCAGCGAGACGGGCAAGACGCGCCACGAAUUGCAGAAGCGAGGGCUGGAAAACCGGCAGAUAAUUUCCGACGAGCUGGACCAUGGAAAGGCCGCUGAGCUGGCAUUGAAGGAGGUUCUGGCGAGCGUGAGGGAUGCAAGCGCUCGCUCCGCAGGCGUCAACCUGUUCGACUUCGACCCUUAUACCCUGAGCUUUCCCUCGUUAUGUCUCCACAUCCUUCCUGCUCCCGCAACCCUAUUUUCGCCUUCGCCCUUCCCGAACAGCGAGUCGUGGUCCAUAAGCCCGCCGGGGCAGAAGCAAUUCGACGCUCUUAAUAAAAACAUUCGAGACCGACUGGUGCAGCGGCAAAGGCAUUCGCAGCUUUUUGGCGCCACCAACCCCCUCGCUACCACUCCUUCGGCCAGUGCCGCAUCUCCGCUCCCCACCCCUCCGCUCGGCGGCUUCGAUCCCGACCCACAGCGCUUGUUCCAACACCUGCAAGAAGCAUACAAUCAUUGGAAGUCAUUGUCGGACAAGCAAAGGCAGGAGACAUGGACAUUGGAGAUUCUGCGGAGCUACACCCGUGCGGAUGAGUCGAGGAGGGAAGCUGAGAACAGCCUGGCCAGUGCAAGGAAGGAGAUUGAGGCGCUAAAGAAUAAUCGGUGGAUAAACAUGGGCAUGGCUUCCUCUACGACGUCGGCAUACGGAGCGGGCGCAGCACAGAGUCCUGGAAGCUCUCUAGCGUUGUCUAGCGAUACGUUCAAGGAAUUGGCUGGAAAGCAGAGUCAAGGCCUGGACCCCCGGACAUGGGAUUACGAGAAAUUGAUGGAAAAAUGGACGACUGUGGUCAAGGAGAAUAAGAAGACUAUGCUGGGUUUGGCCAACCAACGGAGUUUGAGCACGGGCUCUGUUCCGGCGUCGACACCAAUGGAGACGAGGACGACGCGGAUGCCGAUGCCGAUGCGGAGACGGUCAUUUCGCCGGAAAACGCUCCACAGCAACAGCAGCCGCCUAGCCUUCAGCAACAACAGCAGAGCCAUGCCCAGCGCCAGCAACACGGACACCACCCGCAGCUCUCGCAACACCACCCGCCACAACACCCUCAGCAACACCCACCACAUCCACAACAUCCACAACACCCGCAGCAUCCCUCGCCCCUUCACCAAACCCUUCCUCCGCAACAGCUCACUCAGCAACAAUUAUCGCAACAGCCGCUCGGAACGCCUUCCCUUCCUGGUCAACCACCGCAACACCAACACUCUCAACCGCCUACCCCGCAUACUCAGCAACCUCCCCCACCACAGCAUGCGCAGGCUUGGCCAGGCAUGGGUGCUCCCACUCAUCCAUCCACGCAUUUCCCUGGAUUGCAGGGCAUGA